AUGGAGUACAGCACUACCACAUGGAGAAUUCAUAAUAUAAAAAAAUAUACAAAGCGAUCUGCGCUGUUAAAGGUUCUAACAGAAAGUAUAGGGCACCAAGACUUUACUCUGUCUUUCAAGGAUCACAAGCGACUGGCUAUUCUAAUUACGAAAGAAGAGGAGCUUCCAACUAUUAUGUUUAGAAAUACUGAGCUAGACAUUAGAAAGCAGAAAAAAGAGGAAAAAGAUGUAAAAGACAUAGUAACUCCACUGAAUGGGCUAAGCUAUGAAGAACAGUUGAAGAAAAAGGCAAAGGAGUUUUCGGCUUGUUAUUCUUUUUUAGAGUGCAUGGAGGAUCAGAUUGUUUCAGUUGCAUCGCCUGUCCAAAUGGGAUAUAGAAACAAAUGCGAGUUUACAUUUGGGGUUACACAUGAGGGGAAAGAGAUUCUAGGAUUCCGGCCCACCAAAUUCUCGUCUGCACCAAAUCUAGUGGCUGAUCCCAAAGAGUGCGUGUUUAAUACACCGGAUGAGAUGCUGGCAUUGGUUGAAAAGAUAAAUCAGUAUUUAUCAAGCAAAUCCGGCCAUGUAUUUAAUAGAGUAACGAAAGAAGGAUUUCUACGUCUUUUACUGCUUAGAAGGCUUGGUGAGCAUUUUAUAACUAUUUUGCAGGUGAACUGCGAAUCAGUGAAGGAGGCACUGGGUAAUCCUCUUAUAAUGGAGUUUAUAGAAAUACUGCCAGAAGAUGUAUUUAUAUCGUGUACCACUGGCGUAUUUGAUGGAAUAGCAAGAACUGCUGAUAUAUAUCAGGUCAAAGGAGCACCAAAGGAGUAUAAAGUAAAUGUUGGAGAGUGCGUAUUUCAAGUAUUCCCGCUUGGGUUCUUCCAAAUUAAUUCUAGUGUUGCCGAGCUUAUGAUAAAAACCCUAAAGGAUAACAUACAAACAGACAAUAUAUUAGAUAUAUGCUGUGGCUCGGGUCUUUUGGGAAUCUGCUUAGCCAAAAAUACAGAGAAAAAAGUAAUUGGCUUAGAAAUAUCUGAAGAAUCAAUUAAUGAUGCAAAAAGAAAUGCAGAAGAGAAUCAAAUUAAUGCAAAAUAUUAUUGUGGAUCGGUGGAGAAAACUCUUCCUUUAGUGCUGGCAAAAAUUAAAGGACGGCAACCGCAGUAA
Molecule: messenger RNA, 1143 nt
Organism: Nematocida parisii ERTm1
Lineage: Eukaryota; Fungi; Microsporidia
Exons: 1
Coding region: 1-1143 (380 amino acids)
Biological process (GO): RNA processing
Molecular function (GO): RNA methyltransferase activity
Source: RefSeq, a predicted model, not a curated record